GUAAAGGCACGACCACGUUGAGUAAAAAGGAGUACAGAACAUACCAGGGACUUAAAAAAUGGCAAAGAAGCUGUUGAUUGACACAGACUGUGGGACUGAUGAUGCUCAAGCUAUAAUGAUAGCCCUGGCAUCUCCCAGCGUUGAAGUUCUGGGGAUAACUUGCUGUUAUGGAAACACUCAGUUGGAAAAUGUCUGCCAAAACGUACUUCGUGUGUUACAAGUUUGUAAUAGGCUUGAGAUUCCAGUUUAUCAAGGUGCUUCUACCCCCUUACUUGGUGCUUCCGCGAAAAAUGAUUACUUUUAUGGCAUAGAUGGCUUGGGUGAUGUUCCUGAUCCAGAUGCUCCACAAUUAGACUGUGUACAGAAAGAACAUGGUGUGAUGGCAAUGCUAAGAAUGGCCAGUGAGCAACCUGGUCAGGUUUCCCUAGUUGCCCUUGGUCCUUUGACUAAUUUAGCUUUGGCAGUGAAGUUGGAUCCAGCAUUUCCUAAGAAGCUUAAAAGUCUCUUUCUAAUGGGAGGAAAUACAGAGUCCAGAGGAAACAUUACGGUGUGUGGAGAGUUCAAUUUUGUAACUGAUCCAGAAGCUGCCUACGUCGUCUUAAAUGAGUACACUUGUCCUAUGUAUAUUGCAGCAUGGGAAUUUGCAUUUCGCAGUUCAUUGCCUUGGGAAUUCUAUCAUGAAUGGAUUAGUCUGGACACCAGGAAGGCUAACUUCAUGAAGAAAAUACAUGCUUACACUCUAAAAUUGGUGCAAUCAAAAAAUCCAGACUUCUUAUCUCCAGGAUUUGUGUCUUGUGAUUCCUAUGCUAUGGCUGCUGCAAUCGAUGAGAGCUUUGUCACAGAAGCCAUAGAAACUGCUGUAAGCGUGGAGCUGAAUGGAUCACUAACUAGAGGAAUGAUGGUACUGGACAUGAAAGAUCACCUUAAGAAAAAGAGCAAAGCUUUUGUCAUGAAUAAGUGUGAUUUAGAGAAGUUCAAGGCUUUUCUUGUUGCUGCUUUAAAAUAACUCCCAGACAGAUCUUACUUAGGUAAUCCACUUAGAUUAGUACAGGCAAUUUUAAAUGUAUGGUUAUUGUUGAAAGUUACUAACUAAAAUAAUUUUGCCCUGAUAUGAAACUUCCAACAAAAUGCAGUCAGGUAAAUAGGAAGGGCCCCAUUUAAACUACUGCAAUGAGAAAAUUCAUAGCUCAAGGUACAAGAAUUUUUUUUUUACUUUAAACUCGUUCUAUUUGCUUGGACACCAAACUAGUUUAGCAUGUAAAUACUUAGACAAUAAUCAAUAACCAGAAAUGAUUAUAAAGAAGUAUUGAGAUCCAAAAUCAUAACUUCAAGUAACAAACCUGAAUGUGUUCUAAAAAUGGAGUGAAUGAAAGUUUCUAAAAUCAAACAUCUAUUUUGUGCCUUAUCUGAAAUACCUGAGUAACCUCAAUCAGAUCAUGAAAAGUGCUCUUGUUUUUAGCUACUGAAGCAAUGUGAACAGUACUGGUAAGGUAGAUGCUCAAUCCAAUCAGCAACUGGUGAACUAUAUGACAAAUUACAGAUAAAUUAGUUUAUCACACACCUUUGCCUUCUUCAUCUGUCAUUUGGUAACUCGUACAUAUCCUUGGUACUUGUUUAAUUUGACAAACCUGAAUGGCUUCAAAGAGCUACUGUUAAAAAGCCCUAAGGGACUUAAUAGGACUGUAGAAUAGGGCCUUGUAACUAAGGUUUUAUAGAGUUCACAAAGCAAUAAACAGUUUUAUAAAAGUACAUUUUAGCUGUUUUAAGGUGCUUAGAAAAUACUUUAUGAAAUAUAUGCACAUGUAUAAUACAGAAUUAUAUCAUAUUACAAGUUCCAUUAGUUCUUGGUCUCGGUUGCUGCAUAAUCUUACAAUUGUGAAAAACAUGCUUGUGCUUAACUUGUACAUCAGUAAUACAUAGAGUUGUAUGAAAGUUUUAUAGAAAAGUAUUUUGAAGAAAGCUAAGGAAUGAGAAUCGGUAUUGGACUUUCUUGCUUGUACUAUUAAUAACCAAUUCCAUAGUAUUUAGACCCAGAAGUACAUACUUGAUUUGUGAAUAAAGGGGAAGAUGAUACAGUCAAUCAAAAAUAGGGUGUUUUACAAAAACUAUAUUAAGAUAUUAACACUGAAGAUGUUUGAAAACCCUUCAUUUAAGCAGUGUGUCUGGUAGUCCUUUUGUCCUUGAGGAGGAAUGCUGGGUAGCAUGCUAGGAUUCACUUUAUUGACCUCAAAUGGCAGUUUUUCAGCUUUAUAACUGCUACUUUUGGCACUUACGAUAUGCAUUGUUUGUGAUCCUGUUCCUGAGCAUGUGGAGUAGGCUAUAUUGUAGGCAUACCACACUGGUAUGCGGCUCCUUUCAUGCAUGUGCUGGGCGAGCACAAGUAACAAAACAAAACUAAACCUGCUGAAACCCCUUGACUAAUUUUAGCCCUAAUUGCUGAGUGAUAACAGCACUGGCUUAGGAAGUGAGAACCAGGUACUACACCCACACCCUCCACUUCUAGAGGAGAUUUGACCCUGCAUCUGUCAGACUUCCUAGCACAGUUCUACACAACAGGCUACCAGUUAAGCAUUAUCUAGGCCCUUUUCCAGCCCUCCUCUUCUUUUUUUCCCCCAGGACUUAUGCUUGAGUACAUCCAUGUGGAACCAUGCAACUGCCAGCAGAGCUGUCCCGGUGGGGGGGGGGAACCGCCCUGGGUCCCACACUUUGGGGGGGGCCCACAGAGCCAGGUGGAGUGGCCAUGGUGACUCUGCGCUGCCGGCUUUGCGUCCGGCCAUUUGCUACCCCCACUCACCACCGGUGCCACCGCUGGUGGUGGCGGCAGCUUCUUUGCAUCCAGGGUGCGUGGGAUCGGGGCGGGGGCAGGGCCCUGCACAAGCUGAUUUGCCCCGGGCCCCACACCCUGCUCAGGUCGGCUCUGACUGCCAGCCAUGGUGCAGCCUACUGCAUAUGCUCAGUAGCUAUGUGGGCAGCUCUGCAUUUAUACUGCACAGAAAUAGGAUGACAAACUGGGCAUAAAUGCUAAAAAUGUGAGCAUUCUGACCAUGCUGUCUUGAACAAGCAAUUUGUUGAUCAACUAAAAAUCUUUAUUUUUCCCCCUCCUCAAUUCCAGAAGCUGCAUAUUUGAGGUCUCAUCUUAUUUUUCUACUUAGCAUUUUUCUCAAUGCAUAGAAAAGAAACUCAGCACAAGCUUCUGACAAAAGAAUAUAGACUUAGCAGAAAAAGAAAUAGCAAGCCUCUGCAGGAUACCAGCAUACUAUAUCCUGAUCAUCUUAGUGAUGAGCAAUAAUCGUUUUUGGUCAUUUUGGCUCAGUCUUAGGUGUAGCAAAGCUGCAUUUAGCAUUGAACCAGAGACGGGGUGGUCAGGUCACUUUUGCAUUGUGCUGGGUCUGAAAGUGGUUCAUUACUGAUGCAAAUGUAUUUUUGCUUUGUUUCCUUUUCUCUGGGAAAAGCAUAGCAUUGUAUAGGAAUACCUACUAUAUUGGGGCAAGUCUAAAAGGUACAGACUUACUUGGUUGCUGCCUGCACAGUAUCAGCAAAAGAACUGAACUUAAGACCAUAUUCAUUCAAAUUAAAAUGAAGGGUUUUUUUCCUCCAUUCAACACGUGGAUUGGAUUUCAGUAUUGGCUUAGGGCAGGCAGCUGCUGUGACUCUGGCCCCAACCUAGGUCCAGAACCAGAGUUGGAGCUACUGCUGCAGCUGUUGCCAGGGCUGAGGCUGCCACUGCUGCCUAGAGUGAGCAGCCAUGGGCUCAGCAGCAGCUGGGUCUGAGGGUGAUGCAUGGAGGUCUGGGGCAAUGGUGCAUGCCUGAGGGUCAGGGUUAAACACUCCUUCCCCUGCUCAAACUUAUUGCUGGCUGCAACUGUGGACUACAAAUCCCAGAGGCACCUGGAAGUACAAAGAGGAAUUGCUGAGCAACCCUGCAGAGUCCUGCUG
Alligator sinensis (Chinese alligator) is the source of this 3936-nucleotide messenger RNA. Its product is annotated as inosine-uridine preferring nucleoside hydrolase-like. The coding region runs from base 59 to 1006 and encodes 315 amino acids. Lineage: Eukaryota; Metazoa; Chordata; Crocodylia; Alligatoridae. The record is from RefSeq and is a predicted model, not a curated record. The transcript has 6 exons. Gene Ontology annotation, molecular function: hydrolase activity, hydrolyzing N-glycosyl compounds.